Colletotrichum karsti is the source of this 939-nucleotide messenger RNA. RefSeq lists its product as uncharacterized. Bases 1 to 939 code for a protein of 312 amino acids. NCBI's taxonomy places the organism in Eukaryota, Fungi, Ascomycota, Sordariomycetes, Glomerellales, Glomerellaceae. The transcript has a single exon. The record is from RefSeq and is a predicted model, not a curated record.
AUGUCCUUCGGUCGAUCUUUCUCGUCUGCCUCCCCCGUCAUGGCCCUUCCACCUCAACCCGCCCACCAAGCGAGCUUCGGCAUGGAGUCGUACGCCUCCCAAUCUGCGCCGUUCGGCCACGCUGCGGCCUUCCAACGCUGCGUCGCGCCUGCCGCGGCACCCUCCGGGAACUUGAGAGUUGCCGGCCGCAAACGCUCGCGCGAUGAGGCCGCCCCCAACCUUGUCGCGGACGAGCCCGAGCCUCACGCUGAACCUAAAGAUCUCGAGGAAGAGUGGGAGUAUGGUCCUGGCAUGGUACUCAUCAAGAAGGGCGGUUAUGUCGCCGACGCAAGCAGUCAGUCCGGCACGUGGGUCGAAGAGAAGGCCGCAGAGGAUGAAGCUCGCAGAACCAAGGAGGCAAUCACGCGUCUCCACGAGCAGCAACAAAGACCGUCUCUACGCAGCAACAAGUCUCAACGUCUGACCCAAAACGACAUGCCCAGUUUUGACAUAGUCAGCCAACCUGUCAGCAGUGCUCCCAGCACUGCGCCUCCCCCUCUCGAGAACUCGGCACAGCCCGUCGUCGACCAAUUCACCCUACAUCUCGGUAUCGGCUGGAGGCGCGUCAGCGAGGAUCAUCACAUUCAAGCCGCUGCUCGUGGAUGGGCUCGGUACAUCGAAAACCAUUACCCCGUUUCAUCCGCCAUCAUUCGCCUUGAAAGCAAGGGACUUCAAUCAUAUCUAGUCGAAGCUGCCGAGGGCUUCUUUCUCUUCUCGGAAGACCUGCGGCAGGGGCGUCUUGUCAGUAAGGACGCAGAGGGCGCGCUCAGGAAUCUGAAGUGUUGCCCCCCGGCGUUUGACGGUUCCGAGACCCUCGCUGCUACCGAAUCGCCAUCAGCAAACGGUCCACCUAACUUGGCACUGGUAACGGAGGCCGAUAGCCAUAUGGAUAUGUGCUGA